Messenger RNA from Alosa sapidissima (American shad), 1410 nucleotides. Its product is annotated as leucine-rich repeat extensin-like protein 2. Bases 64 to 1410 code for a protein of 448 amino acids. The transcript has 5 exons. NCBI's taxonomy places the organism in Eukaryota, Metazoa, Chordata, Actinopteri, Clupeiformes, Clupeidae. The record is from RefSeq and is a predicted model, not a curated record.
UGAAAGAGUUGUGAGAGCAAGGUCAGUACAGCGCACUAGUUGUGGCCAACCACGUUCAUAGAAAUGGGGCUUAAAACAAACAGGGGAGUUGUUUUAUUUUUGUGUCUCGUAUUUCUUUACAUUGGCCAAACAUGUGGUAUAACCCUUGAAAUAGUGCAAAGAGAUGAGAUGCAUCUUGAAAAAAGGUCUGCGAAUAUUCACACUGGGACAAUUACUUUUGGCACAGGUGAUAUUUCACUGGGUCAAAAUCUGGAAUAUGAGAGACGAUAUAUUGGACGAGAAACUGCAGACGGUGGCUCUGUUAACAUCCAAGCCGAUGACCCAGGACUGGUGGGUGGACAAAGCGGUAUUGAUGACUAUAGGGCCUGGCAUCGUAUGCAACCAGAUUUAUUAUGUACUAAUGACCUCAUGAAGUUCUCGGCACAAGGCCCUGGGUGCUAUUCACUCCAGUUAGACAGAGGUGGCAAGCCUCUCUCGCUAACCCAGCUACCACAAGACUGUGGCUACUCUGUGACAAGGACUGCGGUGGGCCUUGUGUUUCUCGCCUCUCUUGAUGGUUGUGAUAUUGUAAAACAGGGCAAUAGCCACUUGCUGCAGAUGUUGUGGCAAGGCAAUCCAGUAACCCUCUCCUGCCCUGUGUCAAGCUCAGACCAAGUCUCUCCAGUUUUAUCUACUACUCCAGCUCCAACUACCGAAGCACCUUCUACAGCUGCCAAGAUUCCUCCACAGUAUCAACAGUGGCCGUAUCCCUCCUUUGGAGGCUACUACCCCCCUUUAAUGCCGGUGCAGACUCCCCCUCAAAAUACAGAAGCACCUCCCACAGCUGCCAACCUUCCUCCACAGAAUCAACAGUGGACGUAUCCCUCCUUUGGAGGCUACUACCCCCCUUUAAUGCCGGUGCAGACUCCCCCUCAAACUACAGAAGCACCUGCUACAGCUGCCAAGAUUCCUCCACAGUAUCAACAGUGGAUGUAUCCCUCCUUUGGAGACUACUACCCCCCUUUAAUGCCGGUGCAGACUCCCCCUCAAACUACAGAAGCACCUCCCACAGCUGCCGACCUUCCUCCACAGAAUCAACAGUGGCCGUAUCCCUCCUUUGGAGACUACUACCCCCCUUUAAUGCCGGUGCAGACUCCCCCUCAAACUACAGAAGCACCUCCCACAGCUGCCAACCUUCCUCCACAGAAUCAACAGUGGACGUAUCCCUCCUUUGGAGACUACUACCCCCCUUUAAUGCCGGUGCAGACUCCCCCUCAAACUACAGAAGCACCUCCCACAGCUGCCAACCUUCCUCCACAGAAUCAACAGUGGAUGUAUCCCUCCUUUGGAGACUACUACCCCCCUUUAAUGCCGGUGCAGACUCUCCCUCAAACUACAGAAGCACCUCCCACAGCUAGAUCAAGGUUUUAA